Mesorhabditis belari is the source of this 2346-nucleotide messenger RNA. Lineage: Eukaryota; Metazoa; Nematoda; Chromadorea; Rhabditida; Rhabditidae. The record is from the annotation of a GenBank genome assembly.
AUGGUGAUUUGUGACUGUCCGGACGACAUAAUCGAUCCGCAAAGUUUGGCGCUUCUCCCGGGCUCUGACCACCUCUCAAUCAGCUUCAAAAUUGGUUCAACCGAUUUUACUCCGAAGGAAAGGGUUAAAAUGGCACGAGGAAUCACAACAGAAAGCUCGACUGAAGAAGCCGAGGAGUCAGAGGAGAAUAAUUUCAAUCCAAAGGAUGUCAGCUUUGACGCGGAAUGGAAAUGUUUGGCACCACUUCAUGAGAUCAGUUUCAACGUUCAGCAUGCGGAAAAUGCUCGUCGUAAACUGAUUCUUGAUCGUUGGCGUUCGGCAGCCGCUCGAGCUGUUCGUCGUUGUGUUGAUCCUUGGCGAAAGUACAACAUCCACGAGAUGCCAAUUCUUCGUGCUCGGCGUUUUCGUUAUUCGGCUACUCGAAAAACAUGGCUUGAGGAUUUCGUGGAAAUCAAAAUGUGCCAUGAACCAUUUGCGAGAGGUGCCAUGAGAGAAUGUUUCCGAGUCAAGAAGCUCUCCAGUAUGGGAUACAAUCAAGGCUGGGAAAACGCUCACAACUAUGUGGCAAAACGUUAUAUUCAAGAAGUUGAUCGACAGGUCAUCUUCGACGACGUGAAGCUGCAAUUGGAUUGUAAGCUGUGGUCGGAGGAAUUCAACAGAAACAAUCCGCCAAAGAAGAUUGACAUUGUACAGAUGAAUGUUCUACAGAUUCUUGAUCUUCCUGGAGAACCGUUAUAUCAUCUGGAGCACUACAUUGAAGGUGACUAUGUGAAGUACAACUCAAAUUCGGGCUUUGUCUCCGAUUUGCAAAGAAAAACUCCGCAAGCGUUCUCUCAUUUUACUUUUGAGCGUUCUGGGCAUCAGAUGAUUGUGGUCGAUGUGCAAGGUGUCGGUGAUCUUUACACGGAUCCUCAAAUUCACACUGUCAAUGGGACCGAAUAUGGUGAUGGAAACUUGGGCACAAGGGGAAUGGCUCUUUUCUUCCACUCACACAUUUGCAAUGAUAUUUGCCAUAUGCUUUGUCUCACCGAGUUCGAUCUAUCCCAAAGUGAAAAGAACCAGAUUGCAGACGAAUCUUCCAAAGCGACCCCGAACAUGGAGCCAACACAUUUCGUGCGCAAACGCGAAAAGGAUCUCAAUAUCUGUCAACCUUUGUUGGAUGAUCUAACUCCUGAUGAUGCGAUGGAGUGUUUGAGACAAAGAAGUGACACUCUUCGACAACGUUCUCGAUCGAGAGCUUCAAGCAUAGCUUCGAGCACUUCUCCGUCAGCAAAAUCACAAGAACACGAUGAAGACUGCACUUGUGAGACUUGCAUUCAAGCAAUUUGCGCUGAUGCAGCAACGAUGGAUGAUGAAAGUGAUGAGGAAGAAGAGGAUUGUGGAUCAUCUGGAUACGAAUCGCAAGCUGUCGGAAGAAAAGUUGGAAGAGCCACUUUAUCUGUCGAGUCAGCCGAUCGAGUUCAUCGCCGGCGAACCAAUGACAGUAUGUGCAGCAGCUAUGGUGGAAGUUCACGAUUGACCGCGAAAACCGAACGAGAGGAGUUCUGGAUGAUGCAGCGAAAGAAAUCGAUGCCGGCUGGAGUGGUUGACAUUUUGCACAUGAAAAAACAGGAAGCUGCCGAAUUGCGUCAUAUCUCUAUUCUGGGACAGAUUCAUCUCGAUUUGGCAAGAUAUCACGAAAAUGGACGCUUUAUAAGGGAAGAGGAUGCUAAUCAAGAAAAGAAAAAGGUCUUCGAAGAGUUGACCAAAUCGGGGUCUUCAGUGUCUUCAGAUGACAGUGGUCAAGGAGGACAUGUCAGGUAUGACCGAGAAGCUGCUUUAUUUCAUUUGGAUGUUGCAAGACGAUGUGGAAACUCAGAGGCUAUCUUGACAAUUGCAAAGAUGUGCUAUCAUUUGCCUCACGAUCUACUCAAAGACAUUGGAGAUGAUAUUUAUUGGUUUGCAGAUACGGAAGAAGAACUUGACACCGACCCAGAAAAAUUCGCGUUUGAAUUGAUGUUGAGUGCCGCGGAAAUGGGUGAUCGAGGAGCGAUUCUGUUCGUUGCACAAUGCUACGAGACUGGGCAUAAAAUGGGGCGUGAUGCAACUAUUUCCUACCCGUUAUCGAUCUUCUGGCUUGAAAAGGGAAUGGGCUUUGCUGAUGAUGAAGAGGGGACCGAGCAACAUCGACCAAGACACGAAUCACUUGCGACAAUGGCUCGGCUUUAUCAAGAGGGAGGAUAUGGACUUGAACAAGACCUUUCUCGUGCCUAUGAGCUCUACACAGAAGCCGCAGAGUCUGCUGCAGAAAAUAUGAAGGGAAAACUAGCCAGCAAGUACUAUGAAUACGCGGAAAUGUGUGCUGAA